Aureobasidium subglaciale EXF-2481 is the source of this 1041-nucleotide messenger RNA. RefSeq lists its product as uncharacterized. NCBI's taxonomy places the organism in Eukaryota, Fungi, Ascomycota, Dothideomycetes, Dothideales, Saccotheciaceae. The coding region runs from base 1 to 1041 and encodes 346 amino acids. The transcript has a single exon. The record is from RefSeq and is a predicted model, not a curated record.
AUGGAUCUGGAUGUCCCUACUAACCAUCCAGGAGCUCUGAUCUUCUGGGCAUAUAUCGCCGCUGCUUUAGGCUUCACGGGAGUCGUGCUGAAAACCAUCAGGCAAUCGUACCUACAAAAUGGCCGGCCAAAGAUUCCUCAAUUCCUCAUCAUCCUGGCCGUCUCCAGCUUUGCUACGCUUUCCUAUCAUAUGCUCAGUGUCCUGAUCCUUUCUUACCGACAAUGGACAUCUCUUCACGCCAUACCUCUAGGUGCCUUGAUUGGAUCCAACAGGACACCUCUGCACUUGUGGCGUUGGUCCACCACAUCCUCGCUGUUCCAGGGCUUUGGUGAAGCUAUCGUGGCAAACAAAUUUAGGUGGUUCCUUUCGUCAUCCGGCUUAUGGUCUACUCUCGCGGUCGCUAUAUACAUGGGUAUCGAAGGUCGAAGGUGCAAAGUACCCAAUCUUUGGGCCUUCUUUGCACUUCUCGAAAUUUUGCCCACGUCUUUCACCCAAUCGCUCUUCUACAUCAUGCUAUUCACGAAGCCCCGCUCGGCGAACUCGAACGAUCAGCUACUGUCAUACUGGCCUUUCUGGUACUCAGUCCCACUGCUGUACAACUAUUGCUUGAGAUCGGCGUCUGAGUAUGCUGAUGACGGAGAGUGGCUUAUCUAUACUAUUCUCGCCGCACGUCUAUUGCUUAUCCUUCCGCUUGUGCUUCCAUUGAAUAGCCUGGGCAGUCUGCCUCCAGGCACGAAAUCGAACACGUUGCAGCAGGUGGCGAAUCUACCUUUGGCCACUUUCACUAUGGCUAUCCAAUUCUUUGCACAGAAGAGCGGCGAUCUGGAUGUGUGGGAGAAUACGUCUUCACUUCUGUUGGAGGCAUUGAACAGUCACCCAGCAGUCAAGACGUUAAGUUACGAUCUGGGUCACGCUGUCGUUGCAUUUUUCUAUUGGAGUCUACGAAGAGAGAAGGUAGAAUUGGUUCAUGACGUUACAGCUGAGGUGAUUGAGGAUGAACCAGCAGCCAAGCGAAAGUCUGCCAAUAAGAAGAGGAGAUGA